GUCAUAGAUCUGGAUCUGCCUCCUCUUGUUCCAACACUCUGAUCAGAUUCCUGAAAUAUCGCAGUUGCUGCUUUAUUUGGGUUCUCGACUCAUCGCAAAGUCCUCCAUUGGAGCUACUCCCUGUUGGUGAUGUGAAGCUCCGUUAGUAACUUGGAAACUGUUUACACAGUUCGAUUGAGAUUGCCAGCAUAUUUCCCCACCGAAUCUGGGAGCACGGGAGCACGGUGGGCUGAUCAGUGCUGUACUAUGUUUCACAGAAUGUGGUGAUGAUUCCCUCAGCCCUUGCUGUGUGGUUUGAAGCCAGGCCUGUCAUUAUGUACACCCACACAACCCCUGCUGGAAAACACUCAGUGCUCCAAGACUCCAGUCUGCUCGGCUUAGCUCUGAAAACACUUCCCACACUUGUGUGGGCAGCAGUGCUGCGGACAUAUGAAUAGACGACAACCUUCAUCAAUGUGAAGAGUGAGUAGGAAGUGGCUGUGCUCCAGAUUAACCGUGAAGCAUCCGCUCCCCUCAGCAGCAAAGCAACACCCAGCAUCAGCAGUUUACUUAGGAUCAUCUGGAGGCCAGGUGAACAUUACACCAGAGUACAGAGAUGAUGGCUUGUGAGAACAAAACAGAUCUGUGUGAUCCAACAGAGGCUGGAACAUCAGAGAUUGCAUUUCAGAGUCUCCUGCAGAUCAAUGGCCCUGUGCACCAGCCGGGACUGAUUGGCAUGGCACCUUAUUCUGAUCCUACAAAAUUACCAGAUGGCUCUCCACCUUCUCAACUGAUCUCCCUGCAGCCAAAUCCUUCCCCUUUAUUUCCUCACCAAAUCUUCCAACAGCCAGCUGAACAGAGGUCACCAACAAACACAAAAGAAAUGGGUAAGAGUUCUUACAUUGCUCUUGCCUGCAGUACAUCCGAAAUCCCAGCACCACAAUCCAAGGCAAUCAGUCAGCCUCUCAUCCACAAUGAUCAAGAACCAUCUCAACACUUGCCCCAUAAAGGUGGACCAGGGCUUGAUCCCUCUCCCCAUGGGUCUGGACAAAGACAGUACCAACUGCUGGUGAAUAUGAAUCAGGUCAAGGUGAAAAAGCAGAGUAAGUAUGUGUGUAAUCAUUGUGGGAGAGACUGCUUGAAACCCAGCGUCUUGGAGAAACACAUCCGCUCUCACACCGGAGAACGGCCAUUCCCAUGCACAACUUGUGGGAUUUCCUUUAAAACUCAGAGUAAUCUCUAUAAACAUAAAAGAACACAAACACACGUGAAUAAUUGUCGCCUUUUAACAGGUAGUGAGUCAGGUCCCAGCUCGGCACUGAUCUGUGUGGCUGCUAGAUAUUCAGAUAUAAAUAUUCAACAGGAAGAUGGGCAGAAGGGAAGCACAUCCUAUCAACGUGAGCUGCUAGUACCCAAAUCCAACAACAUGGACCUUUUAGGUAACCAGGGCUUCCCAAACAUGCCCUGGGACAUGUUUUGGAGCAGGAAUUCCACUACUGAAAAAGGAGAGAAUGAGGUAAUUGAUGGAGAGAAACAGGGUGCCCAGCAACAGGAAGCACCGACUGGAAACAAGCAGAUUUCUUUACAGAGACAACAGGCAACAUAUUUUGCUAAACAGUGGAUCAACAAGUCUUCAAGUUCUAGUGUACAAACAAACGAAAGUACAGACUCUGGAUACUUUUCCCAUUCGGACAGUUCUGACCAACAGUCAUGUUCCUUGGGUUCUGUGUGGGGUUUUCAAGGGCAGAGCACUGAUACUGAACCAGGGAGAGCCUCUCAGUCCAGUCAGAGCUUGGUUAGUGCUGAGCAGAGUGCUGGUGGACUGUCCACAGGGGAGAAUGCUGUGCAAGGAAUGGACAGGAACCAACUUGGGAAACUGGAGCUGGGAGAACGAAUCUCAAAACUGAUCUCUGAUAAUAAGGCUGUUGUUGAUGACAAACAGUUAGAAAAUGUGAGGCCAAGAAAGAUGGCUAUUUCGAAACAGGGGAGCAUUGAUUUGCCAAUGCCUUAUACUUUCAAGGAUUCCUUUCAUUUUGACAUGAAGUCUAGCCACGUCAGUAAGAGAUCAAACCUUUCGUCCAGCUUACCAAAGGCCAUUCCAUCAUCUUCUGGCAAAUUACAGCAAACAUUCCUCUCAUUACCAUCUCAUCUUGCUCCAACUGUUGAUUGUUUACCAGUUAUAAGAAGUAAUUCGUUGCCACCAGGUGAGUAUAAUGUAUUAUCCAAUAAAAUGGCCAAAGUUUUAAGCUAUGGACCAGAGAAGCAUUGCACACAGAGGACGUCCUCUGCUGCAUUUCGCACUGAGAACUCACUGUCUAGAUCAUUAGACUUCCAUCCCUCACACCAUCGAACUCUGGUCAGGCAAACAGCACUUGAGGACUCACAGACAAGUGUUCCUAUUGUGGAUGGGUCCUCCACUGCUGGAGAAAGAAUCUCCAAUGUCACUGAAUUUUGUCCAGUGUCAAGAAGCAAGCACAAAUGCUUAGAAAAGAGAAACAGCCAGAAAAAGCUGACCAAGUUCUCACAUGAAAAGUGGUCCAUGUACGGGGAAGAGACGUUCAGAAAGAAAUAUCAGGCAGUAAAGAGAACCAGCAGUGCCAUGCCUAUGCUGCAAUGUGGCAACCAAGUCACACAGAUUUCCACAAUAAACUGUGCCAACCAUACUGUGGCACAGGACAGGGUGAUCACUGUCCUCUCUGAGAAUCAACACACCAGCUCACUGGCCACUUCCUCAAUCCAUAAAACCCCUGUUAGAAAGCACCUUUCGGAUCCAUUGAUUUUUGGUCCAGUGAAGGUUACAACUUUCAACAAUCAGAUGUUUCAAGCACAGUUUUUACCGAGGAAUUUUGACAAUUCUUCAUUCAAACAGACAAAUCCAGAUCCUUGUCGUAGUGCAGACAAAACCACAACACCGCUGAUCCAGGAACUGCCUGUUAUCACAACCUCCAGUUCAGACGAGCCGCCGAAUACAGAUGAAAGGUCAGGCAACACAAAUUCAGCAGGUGCAGUGCAAGAAACUACUGACUGCACAACAAAGGGUCUCCCUCUGCUCCAACCAUCAUCUGUACCAAGCCUGCAAAAAGAGAAAGAUCAUAAAAGAUCAAUACAGAGGCAUUUCUCACACCCCAAGCUGGUGAGGCAACUCAGUGUUCAAGUUCCAGAAAAUAAAGCUGUACAAGAGUCAAUCAAAGUAAAAAGUCAGCAAGAAAAUCAGCCUGAAGAAUAUAUUGACACUAACAAUGGUGUCUCAAAGCUUUCACCAGCAAAACCUCCCAAAAAGAAACAAAGACUGAAAUUAGUUAAUAUUGAAAAUCCAACUGAGGAUCUACAGUUUGACUCCAAUUUACCAGGCGUGAUUGUUCUGAGUCAGUCAUUUCCAUUUGUUGGCACUCUGACCUCAAAUGGUGGCCAUGGGCACCUCCAGAGUACCAACUCACCAAAGCAGCCAUCACCAACUGUUUCCAUCAGCUUCAUUGACUUUGAGCAGGCAUUAUCCAAUCAGUCAAAGUCUUGUCCUGAGUCAGUAGCAACUUCAUCCACAUUCCUUCCUCAAUUCUUGCCUUCAGAUUCAGAGGCCAAGGCAGAAAUAAUGGAGGACAGUGGGGGCGUUGUUCAGCCGAAUGGUUUUCCAUUGAUAUCGGACACUGUUGGAAGUCAGGCAAACCAUCCGAACAAGGUUUUCCGUAUGGAAUCUCACAUGAUCCAAUGUGUUACACCAGUACCUCUUCAGGUAAAAGAUCCCUAUUUACAAAAGCAUCAUUUUCUUCCGAAAUAUCAACUCAAAUGGCCCAAGAUGGAGCUGAUCAGACUGCCCUCUGCAUUGGCUACACAAACUAUAGUGCAUGAGGAGACAAGUGAAGGUGAUUCUCAAACUUCACAGUGGAACAGGCCGAAGCCAUCCCAUCAUGACCAGCAGACACCACAUCCAACACUGCAGCCAUCAUUCAACGAAGUGCAGAAAACGGAGGGAUGUGAAUUGGUUCAACACACCCACACUGUCUCUGCAGGUAGUCAGCUUCCAUCAGCUAUACAUACAACAGCUGUUGUCACUAAUCUUAUUCAUUUAAUGAACAAAAGAUUCCAGUGGUCUAUUUGCAGCCAACCUGGUGGCAAGCUUCACGAUGUACACUGGCCAGCAGCUAAUAGUCUCCACAGAGGCCGAUGGGCUCCUGUUUCUAAUCUUGCUCAUUCAUUGCUGGGGCAAUGUCAACAGGGUGCCAGCAAUGUUAAACUGAAUGGAGAACUGGAUUGGUCAAACGUUACUGGAUCUGGAUGUCAGCAAAUCAAGUGUACUUCAGGUGGAGAGAGAUACCAAAACUGGGUGCAGUGCAGGUCAAGGAGGGAGCCAAAUAUUCCACUGACUGAGGUCAACUCUGACAAUUCCUCCUUCCAGAAGAUGACCACUCAGCCUGAGCUCACCUGGUGUUACCUGAGGAAGACUGUACCCUUACAUACCCAGCAGAAGGACAGAUCCACUUCUGUAUAUGCCACUUGGGGAACCUGUGAAAAUGCCUCUGAUAGACCAAGCUUGGCACUGAAGGACACCGUCAUUGUGGACAGACUCCAGCAGAAAGGCAGAGACACCAGUGCUCAAUCAGUAAGUACACAUCCAAAUGCUUCUUUGGAGGUUCAUAUUGUAUUGAUCCCCUUGUUCUGUUUACUUGCAUCAUCGAUUGUUAAGACUCCCCUCAGAGAUCCCGUCCUUCUCUGCUAUGUGGCCUCAAUCUUCUCUGGAGAUACAAACAAGACAUAA
Chiloscyllium plagiosum (whitespotted bambooshark) is the source of this 4732-nucleotide messenger RNA. The record is from RefSeq and is a predicted model, not a curated record. Lineage: Eukaryota; Metazoa; Chordata; Chondrichthyes; Orectolobiformes; Hemiscylliidae.